AUGCGGUCCGGUGCCAGCACGACACCCAGUGCUGCGGCCCCCAGCACGAAAUCGAACGCCCCUCCGCCGCCGCAUCCCAUCGGUGUUCCCCCGACCCUGCCGUCAGUUCACCAGCUCUCGGGCGGCUCUCUUCACCCGCCCUACACUCCCGGAACUGCCACGUCGUCCGCGACCAUCAUGGAGCGCGAAUCUCUGCCGUCGAGCGACUCUGUCGCCGGCACCCCGCGGGCUGCCCACGCCCAGCUGCCAUCACAGGCGCCCGCCAGCAGCGCCAAUCUGUCCAAUGCAGCCACUGCAGUCCCUGCUGUGCCCGGCCAGGGCCAGAAGCGCGCGUACCGACAACGGAGAAAGGACCCAAGCUGCGAUGCCUGCCGCGAGAGGAAGGUCAAGUGCGAUGCCACCGAGACGACUAGCUGUUCCGAGUGCUCGAGCCGGAGCGUAAAGUGCCAGUUCACCAAGGAGACCAACCGUCGCAUGUCAAGCAUCAAGCAGGUGCAGGAUCUGGAGAAGCAGAUGGAACGUAUUCGUCGCGAGAAUAACAGCCUGCGCCGCAUGCUACAGGAGCGGGACGGCCGCCAGUUCGACAUGGACAUCGACGGCGUCGAGCAGCUGCCCCUGCUGCUGCCCGAGAUUGGUCAGCAGCCCAAGAAGAAGAAGCGCCCGGCUGGCAAUUACGAUCUGUCCCGCGCGAGGGCCAACCUGCAUAACUUCUCGCGUGGUAUUUGGAAAGCUCCUGUUCCCCAUCGCGUGAACCCACCGGCUCCCGAGCUCCGCGACUACCAGCAGAUGCUGCCCCCGCAGCAGAAGACUAACAUUCUCACCGAGGCAUACUAUGUUCAUGUCCACCCCAUGGCCCCCAUCCUGCAUUGGGGCUCAUUCAUGCAAACCGUUGAGGCCAUGUAUCGUCCAGGCAGCCCGCUGCGUCUGCCCCAGGCCUUCCUGUCUGUGUUCUUUGGCGUCCUGACGCUGGGAAGCCUCUUCACGACCCACCAGGAUAUUGACCAGAACGGUCCCCUCGGCGCCCCUCAGCUGCUGGAGACGACACGUUCUCUGAUCGAUCCGUGGUGCAACGAUUACGAGCUUGACCACGUCCGUGUUCUCGUGCUGAUCACCAUGGCUCUGAACGAGCUCAACCUAAAGUCGGCGGCUUGGACAUGGCUCGGAAGUGCCAUCCGGGUCGCUCAGGACCUUGGUCUCUACACCGAGUCCGCCGACCCGGCGCCUACGUCGUUCAUUGAGGCCGAGAUGCGCCGGAGGACCUGGUGGACCAUCUACAUCCUCGACCGCACACUGGCUAUCGAGCUUGGCCGUCCCAUGACCAUCGACGAUGCCGACUGCGAUGUUUCUCUGCCGACAGCCGUGGACGACUGCCACAUCACCGACCACCGUGGGCCCAGCCUGCCUCUGGGUGUCAGCCAGAUCACCACCUCCCUCCUGUCCGUCAUCCACAUCGUGCGCUCGUACACGGCUCUGGCUAGGGCGCUUGCCUCGCCCGUCAUUGCCCCGACCCGCCUGGCUACUUUCGAUCAGCACUUCGCUGCCUGCCGCCGGACCUUCCCUCCGGCAUGUGAUUCCACUUCUCAGGCGCCUCUGGGCAUUGCCUUCCUGAACUCGCUCGCCCAUCUGCUCAACGCCCGCUUGAUCCUCCAUCGCCACAACCUCCUCCCCUCGUGCCCUGCCGACGUGCGUGCUGUUGCCAUCGAACAGUGUACUCACACCGCCCUCGAGACCGUCUCGCUCGUGUCCCGCUGCCCCAGCCUUCUCGACGGCGCUACCUCGCUGCUCAUCACCCACAUCUUCCGUUGUGCCCUCUUCCUGCUCUUCACCGGCUACUUCGACCAGGCCGCCCAAUGCAUCCGCUUCCUCCUUCCCCUCCAGGACCGCCGCGACGUCGUCAUUCCCUGCGCCCGCUUCCUUGCCUUCUUCAUCCAGGCCCUCUCCGCUCGCCGUGCCGAGAUCAUCGCUUACCUGUCUCAGAUCCAGUCCACAGGCCAGCCUUCGCCGUACGGCCCUCUUCCUCCGGCCCAUCACCGCCCGUCUCCUGCUGAGGUGCACAGUGCCUUGCUGCGUGAUGAGGAGCUGCUGGUCUACGUCAGCUGCGACCUACAGGCCAAUGUUGAGACCGCCUGGGUCUGGGCCGGCGUCAGCGAACGUGAGAUCCAGCAUCAUCAGCAGCUGACUCCUCCGCCCAUCAGCCCCGGCGCUAAGAACAGCGCCUUCAGCCCCGAGGUUCGCACUGGCCUCAGCAAUGACGAGAGAUGGGAAUGGGGUCCCGGUUCGACCAGCUGGGAAAGCCUGUUCAACUCGGUGCGUCGUCUGGCGACUGGCGAGGCCGAUACCCCUCCGACUAGCACCAGCCAUGUUCCCCCACCUCCCCCAGCUCAUCACUACAACCAUCACGCUCCGCCGCCGCCGCCGCCGCCGCCGCCACCGCCAUCCGCCUCUCGGCCUCCUCAGCCAUGGGCCGCUUCUUCGUCUGCUCCCCCGCCGCCUCCUCUUCCCCCGCUCAUGCCCCCUCAUCAACAACAGCAUCAUCAGCCUCCUCCCCCGCCGUCUCAGCAUCACCAUCAACAGUCUGCUAUUAAGAUGGAGAUCGCUCCUCCUCCUCCUCCUCCUCCUCCGCCGCCGCCGCCUAUUCCAUCGGCGUCUGCGACGCCGAGGCCGACGGGGAGUGGGUUGAGUUUGCCACCAGUGAGCAGCAGUCCGACUAAGGGGGGUUUUGGGGCAUCGGUGAAGAAUAAGAGGGACGAGAGGAUUAGUAUUGCAAACAUUAUUUAA
Molecule: messenger RNA, 2778 nt
Organism: Thermochaetoides thermophila DSM 1495
Lineage: Eukaryota; Fungi; Ascomycota; Sordariomycetes; Sordariales; Chaetomiaceae
Exons: 1
Coding region: 1-2778 (925 amino acids)
Biological process (GO): regulation of DNA-templated transcription; DNA-templated transcription
Molecular function (GO): DNA-binding transcription factor activity, RNA polymerase II-specific; zinc ion binding; DNA binding
Source: RefSeq, a predicted model, not a curated record